Messenger RNA from Lactuca sativa (garden lettuce), 813 nucleotides. Lineage: Eukaryota; Viridiplantae; Streptophyta; Magnoliopsida; Asterales; Asteraceae. The record is from RefSeq and is a predicted model, not a curated record.
AUGGAUUCAUCAAGUCCUCUGAUGCAAAAUGAAGAACUCUAUUUAGCUAACUCUAAAUUUAAAUCAUAUGAUGAAUUAUUAAAGAGUGUACGAAAUUUCUAUUACAAUAUAGGAUAUGGGGUAUCUAUUCAAGAUUCAAGCAAAGACAAAUAUGUCACGUUGCAAUAUGAUCGAGGCGGUUCCUAUCAAGAUGGAUUGUGUAUUGGAGAUAAAAGAAAGAAGGACAUUGGAUAUCGUUUGAUUAAAUGUCUCUUCCAGAUUGCAGGUAAAAAGGGAAAUGAUGGUGUUUGGGUACUUAAGGCAAAAAACUUGACUCACAAUCAUGAACCGGCUAUAGAUGUAUCUGGUCAUCCAUCACUCUGUCGAUUAUCACUGGAGGAUGUACAAAGUUUCAAAAACAUGACGCUUUCUGGCAUACCCCCAAGGCAAAUUCUUUCUUCUUUACGUACAAUGGUUCCUUGCACUGGCCAUUUUAUGGCAACCAUGGGUCUUCCUUUUGCUCAUAAGAUACAACAUUUGCUGGGAAUGAAACUUUCAUUAAAUCUAAUUCAUCCAUAUUGGAGGAUUGAUACAUUGCGCCUGAAUUCAGAAGAUGAUUCACAUAAUGAUGGCGUUAACAAAUUUGAUGAGUUGCUUACUGAGUUGUCUUCAAGAUACCAAAUGUGGCCUUUAAGUAAGAAAGAAUUUGUUACUUCUAUGAUUAAUAAACUUUUGACUGAAUCUGAUACGUUGUUUGAGCCCAUGAUCCGUCGACCGAAGGGUAGACCUCCAAAAUCAAAAAAGAAAAAAAGCAUGAGACCCUUCAAGAUUUGA